AUGUCAUUGAUCCUGUAAAACUAGUAAAAAAAAAAUGAAGAAAAAAAAGAAUUAAUUGCUAAAACAAUUAGAAAACAAAAACGAAAAAAUCAGUAUACGGUUGAAUUCCCAUUUGGAAGCAAAAUCGACUUAUCUAUUCUAAAAUCAAUAUCAAAAAUUUCUCAAAUUUUACCACCUUCAAUCCCAUCUAACAUAGUCUUUAGACUAAAUUCUAAUAUUUAAAUACCUUAAUCAUUUAAUUAAGAUUAUCAACUUGGAUGUUUAUCAAUUGAUCCUCAUUCAUUUAACUAUAAAGUUAUUAGGUAUGAUAAAUGUUAAAAUUUUCAUAUCUUUCAUUUUGAACCUAUUGAGAGAUAAUAUACACCAGCAUCUGUUAUUAAAGAUUUAUUUGAUAAAUAAAACACUAGACUUGGUUAAGUUUUUGAUAAUUUGCAUUCAACUAAAUUAAAUACAGAAAAAUUUAAGGUAGUAUCGGAAUAAGUAAUAGAUGAAUUUGAAAAAAAAAUCUCAUCUGCAUAUUCGCUUUAUAUUUCAAAAUACAAAGAUGGAACUAUAUCUACAGUAGCAAGAGUUAUGAAUGAUCAAUAUUUAAAAAUGAUAGGAAUAAAUGAAACCAUGAUUUAUGAUUAUAUUACUUCAACAGGAUGUUUACCAUGGCCAUAUCAAUAAACAUAGGAUAAUUAGUGGGAUUAUAAUUUGCUUGUAUUAUUUACUUGCAAUGAAAAAUAAGUUCCUAUAUAGGGACAGGCUGUCAAUUAUAAUGGAAACUUAUUUCCGGUAUUUUUGAAUCAAUAUAAUUAUUAUUUGUAUAACGAAUAGGAAUAAUCUUAUACUUAAUUCUAAUAUUAUAUUUACGAAUAUAAUGAAAAAUGGUCAAAUGAUAAGCAAAUUCGUCAAAAUUAUUUGAAUUAUUAUAACAAAAGACUCGAUACUUUGGAAUAAAUGGAUCCAAAUAUAAUUAAGAGAUGUAAAUAUAAAACUUUAUGA
Molecule: messenger RNA, 987 nt
Organism: Paramecium pentaurelia
Lineage: Eukaryota; Ciliophora; Oligohymenophorea; Peniculida; Parameciidae
Source: the annotation of a GenBank genome assembly